Molecule: messenger RNA, 3457 nt
Organism: Carassius auratus (goldfish)
Lineage: Eukaryota; Metazoa; Chordata; Actinopteri; Cypriniformes; Cyprinidae
Gene: zmat1
Product: zinc finger matrin-type 1
Exons: 7
Coding region: 116-1867 (583 amino acids)
Molecular function (GO): zinc ion binding; nucleic acid binding
Source: RefSeq, a predicted model, not a curated record
CUGCGCAUGCGCAUAUCACCUCCCUUCAUAUUUUAGCCAAUGCCAUGUAGGGCUCUUGGACAUUUUAGCGUAAUCUACUACAGUUUUGAUUUAUUUCCAGUUUUUUUUUUAAGAAAUGUCCGAGCUUGAAGCUAGUGUAUCGUGUUCUCCGCAGUGUGCGGAAACAGACAAAAUCAAUAAUUCAGACGAAAUCAAUCCAGAAACAGUACAAAACACUAACACCAAUAUUUCUCAGGUUGAAGAAGGGUCUCAGAGCGACAGUGGUCUUCUCGAAGGCUUGUUGACAGAUAACUUCUGUCACGUCUGUGAAGCAACCCUGCUUUAUGAGUCCCAGAGAAUUUCUCAUUAUGAGGGGAAAAAGCAUGCACAAAGAGUCAGGAUGUACUUGCAGAACAAGAACACUAAAAUAAAUAAGCCGAGCCAAGAUUGUGGAGGCCUUCUGAGAGGUCUGUCUGCAGAGAAGUUCUGCGAGCUGUGCAACAUGGUAUUCAGCUCUCCGACUGUAGCCAAGUCGCACUAUGAGGGCAAAGUUCAUUCAAAGAACAUGAGAAAAACCAAUCCUCUGCCACCUGGAUCGCCUGUUCUAGAGCCCAUGAUUCCUGAUGUACACCCAUCAGAGGCUGCUGUGCAGAAUCAGAUCAGUUUGGAGCAGAAGGACACUUCUGGCUUGGGCGAUCAAGAGGUUGAUCUCAGUGACCCCAACAAGUACUGUACACUGUGCAGCGCUUCCUUUAACAACCCUCUGGUCGCCCAGCAACACUACAGCGGCCGGAAGCAUCAGAGGAACCAGGCCCGGCAAGAGAUGCUGGAUCAGAUGGGGGAACAGGCAGAACAUGCAAGCUCCCUGACUUGUCCGAUUUGCUGUCUGACGCUCAGUUCAAUAGAGAUGUACCAGGCUCACAUGCAGGGAAACAAACACUUUGUCAAAGAGAAGAAAGUUAUGGAACUGUGCAAAUCUCAGAAGAAAAUGUACGACUCUUUCCAGGAUGAGCUGGCUGACUACAUCCAGGUGCAGAAGGCCCGGGGUCUGGAUCCCAAAGCAGGGCUGGGCACCAUAGGACAAGCAGGCAAGGGUCUAGAUGAGAGUGUGAAAGAAAGUCCACAGAAAGCGGAAGAGAUUCCUCAACCUGGGAAGCUGGUACCACGUUUUCCAUCUCCUGGUUUCCCUCAACCUCACUGGCACCCGCAAUUCCAGUCUCAGGUCAAUCAGUUUGGCUUUGGUAUGAGAGGCCCUGCCCCACACUAUCAGCCGGGAUUUAUGCCCCAUGCCCGUCCUCCUUUCCCACCUGGUCACCUGCAUAAAAGAGGGAGGAGCCCUGAGUCAUUUAGCUCCUCCUCUUUCUCAGACUCCUCCUCCUACACUAGCAGCAGUAGUGACCGCAGCAGCAGUUAUGACAGCAGAGAGAGGAGGAGACGGAAGAGGAAGAUGAAAAAGCGAGGAAAGAGAAGAAGAGACCUGGAGGACUGGUCUGAUUCGGAACGAGGAGAAAGGAAAAAGAGGCGGAAGGGAGACAGGAGAGGAAGUGUAGAAGGAGAAGAUGAUAGAAAGAAAUGGAAGGAGAGAAGAAAAAAAGAGAGGAGCUCUAGUGAAGAUGAGGAAAGCAGGAGUAAAAGAAGAGCAAGCAAGAAAAGUAGGAGGCACGGGGAGAGACGAAAAGAAGAGGAACUCUUGGAGAAACAAGAGGUUGAAGUGCACGGGGAACCACAAGUAAAGAUUGAGGAACCCGUAGAGGACAGGACAGAAACAAAAGAUGGCAAACACAAACAUAAAAAAGAGAAGAAAAAAGGAAAAGAGAAGAUGAAUCCAGAAGACAACAGGACAGAGGAGGAAAGACUCUGGGAUGAGACGAUUCUUGGCGUUUUUUAGACUUCUGACUUUUCUUUUUUUGAUGAUGAUGGUCUGACAGUAUUGUUCUAAUAAAACUGCACAGGGCACCAGAAAAGCGUUUUGCCAAAAUCUUCUGGGCCCUUCCACUAUUUAUGCUUUCCGAAGAACUCUAAAGUGCUUUCUUUUAUACAGAAACUCAUCUGAUCACAGUUCCUUUUUAAGGAAUCAACAGUGAACAUUUUGUCACGAUUCACUCACCAUCAUUUCAUUUCCAACUCAUAUGUCUUCUAUGGAACACGUUAAGAAUGUUAAGAAUGUUCAUGCUGCAAAACCGAUUGAAAAUAUUGGUUAAAAAUGUUGCUGCCUGCAUUUCCACCUUUUCCACCUUGCUGUGUUGUAAGCUAAAAAACUACAGCGUUUGUUAAAAACUGGCUGGCUAGCUGCACAAUUUGUAUGAAUGAACUGCUACGUUUAGGGUACUUUUAGAGCUCGACAGCAUUCACUUUCACAGUGUGGAAAAGAGCAACAUCAACAUUAUGAUAUUUGUGUUCCACAGCUGAAAGGAAAUCAUACAGGUUUGGAAUGAGAUGAGGGCGAGCAAAUGAUGAAAAUGUUCAUUCCUUGAAUUGCUCAGGACCACAGACUUGAGGAUGUCUCUAGAGCUGCUCUUCUCUCUUGGAGAAAUCACUAACUUUAUACCUUGUGUUGUGAUGCAAAAACACUACGUGAGCCAUCCACCCAUGUCCAUGUGGAUGUGUCCUUCGACUUGCUUCAUGCUUUGAUCAAAUAAACCCCUUCCACUGUUUACAUCAACAUAGAUUAAGUAUUUAUUGUUGACCUUUUUCUAAAAAAAUCUAUUAUACAUGAAUUUGUUUCUGAUUUUAUUGAAGCAUUUCCAGUUUAAGUCUCAAGGGGGCAUUGAUUGCAAGUGUACACACAUAUUACAGUACACUGUGGAUCUGCUAGAAACCUUCUUCAGACUUUCAGACUCUCUGUGUUUCAAGAAAGACAUGAAAACGGAUGAACGGUGUGAAUAAAAUUAAGAGUUGUCAGAAUAUAGACUAUUGCAUAUCAGAAGAGCUCGGUCUGCAAUCCUUGUUGUUUUUGUUGGAUUUCUGUGUAUGUGUGAAACAUUAAUGUGAUGCCAGGCUCAUUUGAUGCAGCAUAUGCUGGAAUAUUUAUGUUUGCAGGUCUAACAGGUGCAGGAGUUAAAUGAGGACAUGACUGCUACUCUUUUGACCUCUUUCUUGCAUAGAGCUGCAUUUCCCUUUUUGUGAGUUAUCACAAUCAUACAAUCAUCCGUUUAUUUAAUGAGUGUGCUGUUAAGCCAAUUUCCAAUGUCUCCCUUAAACGAUCCUUAAUUCACUUUUGGAUCAAUUUCUGAGUGUUCAGGGAACAUACUUAUCAUGAGAAGGUGAAUGUGAAUGAAUGGAAAUUAUACUUGAAAAAGCAUUAAUUUCAGGGGUUUUUAAUCACAUUCGAAUGUAUGGUUCAGUCAGGAAUAACCAUUUUGUAAUAUACUAAUCCUAAUGUCGCUCCAAACUCAUGAAAACUGGGAUGUGGGCUGGUUAAUUUGGCACUGUAUUCCAAGCAUUAUAUGUAUUUUUGUGUCAUAAACAGUAAAAAUUC